Messenger RNA from Podospora pseudocomata, 1316 nucleotides. RefSeq lists its product as uncharacterized. Lineage: Eukaryota; Fungi; Ascomycota; Sordariomycetes; Sordariales; Podosporaceae. The transcript has 3 exons. Bases 288 to 1316 code for a protein of 342 amino acids. The record is from RefSeq and is a predicted model, not a curated record.
AAGCAUGAAACAAAGUUCUCAUAAUCGAACGACGAGACUCAGACACGGCCAUGUUUCCCAUCUGCCAAUGCCUGUUUGGUACCUGGAGCCAGCCGCAAGGCAUGUCGGGCUUCAGAGUCUGGCCAACACCGAUUUCCCGCUCGAUGCAACCUUCUUCGAGGCACUGUCCCGGUUCAAAGCUGUAGCAUCAUCUCGAGUGAGGCACAGUGAGAAUAGGCAUUUGACUAAAUCCAUUCUCCUAUGACAACAAGCGAAAAAGUCUUGGUCUUUAUUGUUUUCCGGGCACAAUGAAUGUUUCCGGUGAAAGCCACCACCCCCUCGACAGAUUCAGCAAUGUGUCUUCCCUCUAUGGUCCAGGGAACAUGGGCGGCUGGCUCUGCAUCCUCCUCUCCCUCUUUGUUACAUGGACGUUCAACCCCAAAUACUCCCGCUCCAACACCAUCUCGCCUGACUUCAUCAUAGCACUCACCAUCCCAGCGGUGGCAGCUGGCCAUGUGUACAAUUUGAUCUUCUUUCAAGCACCAUCUUCAUCAACCUCGAGUCUCAAGACUCUGUUGACAAGCUCCGACAUAUCUUCUCAACAAUUUUCAUCCGCCCUUGAAGCGCCAUUGACGGUGUGCGAGACAUUCUCUGGCUUCGGCCUCGCACUUUUUGGGUUGGCAACUUGGAAGGGCCAGAUGAAAAGGGCGUUGAUAGUGCUGGUGGUGACUGCUUUUACUUGGUUGCCAGAGUGGGCCAUACUAAUCAAAACCGGAUGGAAUGUACCAAUCGACGAGAGCAACAUGGUGAGGCCCUUCUGUCAUAACUUUGACGUACCGGUCAUAACCGGUAUUAUGACAACUUUAAUCGUCGCUGUUGCGCUGGCAGUCUUGAGUCAAAUUACUUCACUUGCGUCCCAUCAGUGCGACAUUUUGUUCAACGCCUCCUCGUCAAAUGCCACGCAGGAACGCAUUCCCUUACACACAAUACAAAAAUGGCUCGAUCUUGCAAGAGUCAAAUUAGCCCUCACAGUUAAGGGUUGGUUUGAUGCUAUAUGGCCUGUCAUAUCUAUUCCUUUUCUCGUCAUCCAAGUGGCCAUCAUUAUUCUGGGCGGAGCGACCGAAACCAAGUACAUGUCGAGCAAUCAAAGCUUGGCUCUCAGGCUAUCUAUGGCUUUACCGAAAAGCUCUUACAAAAUUGAUGAGCUUGACCAGGCAGUUUGCUUAUUUUUAGGCCAUGUUACCUUGGUGUUCAGUUUGUGGGAUGCUCUCAAAGGCAGUCUCAAAGAGCGGGUGGCAGCGCACAGAAUUCGAGGAGAACAGGAGGAAAAUGAGUAG